Molecule: messenger RNA, 3905 nt
Organism: Pan troglodytes (chimpanzee)
Lineage: Eukaryota; Metazoa; Chordata; Mammalia; Primates; Hominidae
Gene: GRAP2
Product: GRB2 related adaptor protein 2
Exons: 10
Coding region: 655-1647 (330 amino acids)
Molecular function (GO): protein binding
Source: RefSeq, a predicted model, not a curated record
GCCACAGGGAUUUCACCUCCUGCGGAUGGUAAUGGCCUCGCCGCCCUCCCGCCCCCACCUGGACUCCGACGGUGCCGGCAAGAAACGGGAGGAGGGAAGGCAACCGAUGUUUCCAGACCCGCCUUGAGCCCCACCACCACUCCCAAGCAGAGGCUGUUACCUGAGAGGAAAGUCGGCCGCUGCCCAACGACCAAACCUCCUCUCCCUAGGAUAUUCCACCUACUCCAGCCAGGCUCAAGGGCCCAGGCCGGUCCCCACUUCCGCUUCCUCACUUCCUGGCCUGGUGCAGUUCCUGUCAGGGCGUCAAGCAAGAUGGUUGCCGAUACCUGAGCUGGAGGGUACCAAGGGGAAUGAAGGGAUUAAUGCUAGGAACAUCCCAGUGAGCCAACAUUUCCCUCCUCAUCUUGGAUCCAGUCCCCAAACUCUGAAUGGUGCCACUUAGCAAGUAGCAAUGUCUCUAAUUUUCUGUAAAAGAUGCAACGUUGGCAAUCCAUUUUCUAGCAAGAGCAAAGAGAAAGGAAGAGGCCUUCACAAGUUGCAGUUGAUAUAGGGGGAAGGGUGAGUGGUACAUUUAAAGAAAGGAUUCUAAUAACUCGGUGUCAAAGCCAAGACAUAAACUCAACCCCUUCUCUUCCAAAAGCUUCACGUUACAGCAUGGAAGCUGUCGCCAAGUUUGAUUUCACUGCUUCAGGUGAGGAUGAACUGAGCUUUCACACUGGAGAUGUUUUGAAGAUUUUAAGUAACCAAGAGGAGUGGUUUAAGGCGGAGCUUGGGAGCCAGGAAGGAUAUGUGCCCAAGAAUUUCAUAGACAUCCAGUUUCCCGAAUGGUUUCACGAAGGCCUCUCUCGACACCAGGCAGAGAACUUACUCAUGGGCAAGGAGGUUGGCUUCUUCAUCAUCCGGGCCAGCCAGAGCUCCCCAGGGGACUUCUCCAUCUCUGUCAGGCAUGAGGAUGACGUUCAACACUUCAAGGUCAUGCGAGACAACAAGGGUAAUUACUUUCUGUGGACUGAGAAGUUUCCAUCCCUAAAUAAGCUGGUGGACUACUACAGGACAAAUUCCAUCUCCAGACAGAAGCAGAUCUUCCUUAGAGACAGAACCCGAGAAGACCAGGGUCACCGGGGCAACAGCCUGGACCGGAGGUCCCAGGGAGGCCCACACCUCAGUGGGGCUGUGGGAGAAGAAAUCCGGCCUUCGAUGAACCGGAAGCUGUCGGAUCACCCCCCCACCCUUCCCCUGCAGCAGCACCAGCACCAGCCACAGCCUCCGCAAUAUGCCCCAGCGCCCCAGCAGCUGCAGCAGCCCCCACAGCAGCGAUAUCUGCAGCACCACCAUUUCCACCAGGAACGCCGAGGAGGCAGCCUUGACAUAAAUGAUGGGCAUUGUGGCACCGGCUUGGGCAGUGAAAUGAAUGCGGCCCUCAUGCAUCGGAGACACACAGACCCAGUGCAGCUCCAGGCGGCAGGGCGAGUGCGGUGGGCCCGGGCGCUGUAUGACUUUGAGGCCCUGGAGGAUGACGAGCUGGGGUUCCACAGCGGGGAGGUGGUGGAGGUCCUGGAUAGCUCCAACCCAUCCUGGUGGACCGGCCGCCUGCACAACAAGCUGGGCCUCUUCCCUGCCAACUAUGUGGCACCCAUGACCCGAUGAACUCUUCAGGGGACAGAAGCUUUUUGUCUGGAGCUGCCCACAAGAAAGAGGGCAAGGAAAAAAGGCUGGACUCCAUGACUAUAUAUACAUACAUCUAUCUACAUCUGCCUGUGUACACACACAACUUUUUAUACUAGUAAUUUAUUGGCAAUUGGGCUGGUAAUUAGUUGAUGCAAAAGGGAACUCAGGUGGAGAAUAAUAUUGACACUUGCUUUUCUGCCCCCCUCAGGGGUGUGUGGAAGGCAGUGGGGGAGUUGGGAGGGGGGCAGGGAAAUGAAAUGGAGUUUUGUCCUGGCCUUCAGCUGUCACUGCUUCCUCCUUGUCUUGGGAAUUUUCACGGAGAACAACUAAGCAGAGACCACACCUCGGCACUGGACACAGAACAACAGGGUGGGGUUGAACUUGGUGGGGCACGUUCUAGCUGACCUGCAAGCCCCGCUCACCUGGAGGGCUUGCAGAGCAGCUCUCCUCCUGUUCUCCAAGGGGUGGGCACUGUUGCAUUAGGAAUUAAGGUGCAGCCCAGUGCUGCGGGCAGCCAAGCGAGUCUGAGCGGGGAUGUGAAGGCAGGACAGGGUUGGAGAGACCCUGCCUGUGCAAGGCUGGCCUCCUAGUCAACACCUAGCUGAGACAUUCAUCUCUGUUCAAAUUAAUAUUCCUUGGGUCUUUCAAAUGAAUGUUCCAAUGUGAGGAGCCAAGUACUGGGAAAUCGAGGGAUUUUCCACAAUCCCCAAGCAGCUUACUCAGUGGAACCUCUGUUUCCCCAGCUAUGAAGGAAAUAGCAUCCUACAUUCUGUAAAGUGCUUGAAAAGCUCUAGCUGAGAAUGCUGAAUUUUACAGUCAUUGUUUUAUGGUUACAAGGGUGUGUCUUCAGGGCUCUGUUCAUUUUCCCUCUUGAUUUUCUCUUUUGAAGAUGCCUUGCCCAGUGGCAUGGAAAGAAGCCCACUUGAUGAUAGGAGCCUGACUAUGAAUUGAUUGACUAAACAUGACCCCAGGUGGAAGCUGGCUUUGACACCAGCUUCCUGUUCAGUCUGACCACUGCUGUCCUCCUGCUGCCCAAGAGUUGCACCUGGAGCAAGGAACCCCACCAUGGCUGUCGCUCUCCAUCCCCUCACGCUAGAAUCAUGUGUCCAAGUGCUCACCCUGGAGGUGCACAGCACAGGUCAGCCUGGCCAGGGGCGAAGGAGACAGUAGAGAGGAAGCUCAGGGCCUUAGGGGAGGCCGGGUGCAAACCCGUUCUGCACCAAGUGCACUCGGAGUUUGUGGGUGUGGGUGUGUACCCCUGCAGGUGUGCACAUGUGUGCUUGCACGCACAUAUUUGUGCACUCCUGUGUGUAUACAUGUGUGCUUGUGUAUGCAUAUGUGUGCAUUCCUGCAUGUGUGGACAUGUGCGUGCAUGCAUCUGUGUGUCUGUGUGUGUGCUGAGACAGGAAAGGGGGUGAAAGUGUUGGUGAGGGAGCCUGGAAGUUUUCUCUUCCCCAACCUCUCUUGCUCUAAGGAGGGAUGGGGUUGGGGGCAGCCAUUAUUGAAGGUGAUCGGAGAAGAAAGAUUUUCUGACUCAGAAGUAACUGCCAGUGUAGCACAAGCAGUGUCCCUUGUGACUGUGAUUCUACAGUUCUCUGAUCCCCAUGUUUCCUUUAGAGGAAAGAGGAAAAAAGGAACUCUGUGGUGGGUAUUGGGAGGGAAAAGAAAAUAGCCUGGUGGAGGCAGGAGGGAGUCGAGUGUGAGUAAGGAGCACCUGCAGCUUUUGGAAGUGAAAGCAGGGAGAGGGAAAGGUAGCUAAGACAUCCAGGAGGAUCAAGGGGCAGCGUGAGAGGCACAGGGGGAGGAAAGGGAGAGGGUGAGUGGGGCCAGGGAAGAGAGCGGUGUGGAGUUGGUGGGCAGAUGGUGCAGGAGGAGGGCCGGGCAGUGGGGAGAGGAAGAAUCAGAGCAGAGAAACCGCUGCUGCGGAAGGCAGGGAGCAAAGAAGCAUAAGAAAAAGAACAGGAGAAAGAACAAAGGCAGAGAAGACCUCCUCAGCUAUUUUGGUGCUAGGUAAUGUGAAAUGCUGCAGUAAAUAAAAGCCAUAAGUAAUGUUUGAUUUUACAGUAUUUACAAACCAUAUGCUUUAAACAGCCCACAAACUUCAUCCAGUUGUCUGAUGAUGUGGGAGGACCAGCUCUAGUUAGACGGAGGUAUGUGAUUCGAUUCUGGUGGAGAUUUUGUGCCUUGAAAGACUUCUCAAGAAAGCAGUAAUAAAACAAAGUGUCUUUGUUUGGCCA